This is a messenger RNA of Porites lobata, 3418 nucleotides long. NCBI's taxonomy places the organism in Eukaryota, Metazoa, Cnidaria, Anthozoa, Scleractinia, Poritidae. The record is from the annotation of a GenBank genome assembly.
UUCCUCGAAAUAAUAUAUUUCAGUCGUGGCUUACAGCGAAAUUCGAGGCAGGAUGUGAAUGUUCUAGUGACAGCGAUUUCGCGGCACGUUCGUCAUCUCUUGAAUAUCGGAGAAGGUAAGUCUUGCUUUUCUUUGCCUGAUGAUUUAACCGUUAAAGAUUAUUUUGUCAUUGAGUCAUAUUUAUGACACUUACACGAAAACAGGCAAAAGAUGAAAGUGAAGCCAAGGUGCGAAGAUGCUUAUUAUGUUUCAGUGAUAUGUUUCGUGUUGGUUAGCAUUGUUGUUUUUUUUUCCUUUGAAUGUUGAUUAUCGAUAAAAACAUAUUUUCCUUAAAGGGCCACAAACGCAGAUUACAGGGGACCAGUGAAAUAAGAGGUUUAAAACGGUGCAUAUCUACUCCCGCAGACCUACAUCUGUAGACUCCAGUUAAACCUUUGGGUCAGCCCUCGCAUUCUGUUGUCGAGUCUCUGGACAGCCAUUAUUGCUGAUAGUUUGCUUAGCACUUCUGAGGUAUGGAGUCAGUCUCCCAUUCGAGAUAUUGGUGGCGUAGAUGGUGAGAGCAAUAAAGCAGCAAUGUAUGUUGCAUUUACGAAUACGUGCAUUGGUUACAAUAUGAAUUAUAAAGGUAUCUCACUUACAGUUUGUUGUCUUUAUUUACAUAUCACAGGCAACAAUCCCAUCUGAUUUCUUUCUCUUAUAGUUUGAACUCGUCUUUAUUUUCUCACGAUGAGAAUAUAUGUUCUGAUUCAGAAGAGUCUACCUAUUAAUACUUGACAGUAUAUAUGUCGUAGUUAUAUUUUUAUCUCAGAUAAUUUUUGUUUCUCUUUAGUUCUUGAGUAUAGUAAUGAAUGCUAUGAAGUUCAAACAAAAGAAAAAGAAAAAUUACCUGAGAUAGCAAAUUAACAACAACAUAUAUAUAUAUUUAGUAUAUACACACUCAGUGAUCUUGGUAAUUCAAGCAAUCUGAUUGGUUAGCUAUCUCGGACUAUGACGUUAUAUUCACCGCGCUAGGCGGUGAAAAUAAAGCCGAACAAAAUCGCUGUCGUGAACUGGGUGUUUUGCCAAAGUUUCAAAUUAAAACCUUUUUGAAAAUACAGGAAUAUCCAAGUGCUGAUGACUUUGAAGGCAAGAAAACACUUCAUGGUGUUUAAACAGCGUGAUUUAUUGUGAAUUGGUUUACUUCAGCUGACUUUUUGUGCGUUCGAAGCUAUGUUUACCACUACAGAGGAAAACGAGGUCGCUUUGUCACUGUUUUGUGAUUUCGGGAUUUUCCCGCAAGACCAAUUUUGCCUAUAAAUAGAAGUUAAUUUAUGGAGAAGAGAGGAAGGCAAAUAUUUUCGAAAAUUGUACGUGCUAGCAAGUUAACAAGGCAAAGAACUUUGGCGAUAAUCAACGCUCACCUUGAUCGCAGCCGCUGUUGAGAGCAUUUGCAAGAAGCGACGAAGAAAACUUUCUCAAUCACGGUGAGUUGACAGAAACAAAUAAAGCUCUAGAUACUUUUCUUCUCAGAAUUGGGUAGUAAUUUAAAUUUUCGGCGUUUUCUUUUAAACCGUUGAUGCUAAAGCUUACAAAACUCGAUACAAAAGGAUUAAAACUAUCAUUUGCCAUGUCUGAAGAUACUGUAAAGAUCUAACUUUUACGCAUCCACUGUUUACGGCUUCGUGUUCACGCAUGAAUUUUCACCCGUCAAUCAAACUAAUCGUUUUUUAAUGGUUUCCUUUCUGACUCUGUUGAGAUCACUUCGUGUGAACAUACUAAAACAAUUAUUCACCUCAGGCUCAGUUAAUAUUGCUGAAUAUUAUUGUUUUAUUCAGCAAUAUUAACUUCGCCUUCGGCGAAUAAUUGUUAAAUAUUCCAUCAGAUAUUGGAUAAACAUAACAGUCUAUCUAUGAUUGCACUUGAGUUUUCAUUACUGCAUGUCAGGUUUUUACAAGUAAUCUCUUCCUUCUAACAAACACUUUGUUCCCAGGGUGAUUUCUAAACCGGGAGUAAAAGGUCUAUUGGUGGGGUACAUUGCCUAUGAAUAGUAUUAUGUUAUACUACAGUUGGCCAUGAUGUUUUGGUGCUUUUUCUCAGUAAUCAAGCACUUUAUAAUUCUGCCAUCCUUGAAUAAAGACAGAUCUAUUGACACUGGCAGUGACACUGAUUUUUAUGUACAAAAUUUCAGUUGCCCCACGGGCUGGGUAAGAAAAAUUAGCUUCUGCCACUAUCAGGGUGGUUCCUAAAGCGUUGCACGAUAAUAUUAGGCGCAUACAUGCACAGGUGAAACGCCAAUGCAUAAAAGUGUUAACCCCCCCCCCCGCCCCUCCCUCCCCAUGACCCUGCCUUUCUUCAUAUGCCUGGGUCAAGAGAUCCACUUCUUAUGGAAAAACUAGGUUCUGCUAACAAAAUACGAAGUAGUGAGCUUGAAUGUGAUUUGCUGGGAAAAAUGAACAAUUUUAUUUUUCCCUCUAUUUUUUUUAUACUUUCUAACUGCUGUUUAUCUCAACAGGCACACAGGAAGUAUUGAAUGUGCUAAUAGCCUAUCCCUGCUGUAGGCAUCAAAGAGCAUAUCUUUCAGGUAAUUGCUUGUUGACUGUGCUGGUAAUGAGGAUGUUAAUGAUCAUCAUUAUCAUUGGCGCAUUCUCUAUUGAACUGCAGUGUUCUAUUGUGGCCUUGAUUUUCUGUUUAGUAGCAUUUUCGUAAGUUGUGAAAAUAUUUUCCCACUCUCAAACUUGAAUAUUUUACAGUUACAGGGCCUACAGAGUAAGAAAAUGCUAUGAAGUGAUUGACUGGAACUACCACCUUCACCUCCUCCCUGCCACAAACCCCCCAAAAAACCAGGAGAACAGAUGUUCAGCUGAAAGUAAUAUCAGCAGACAAAGCAAUGGCACAUAAAGAUCAUAAAAGCAGACAAGGGAUAUGACUUUAUUCCCCUCGUCAUUGCUAACAUAUUACGUGCCAGAUUACAUGAUCUGGAUAUCGUGACAAGGAAUAUCUCUCUAAAUGCAAGCGAUCCCCAACUGUGAUAGUGGUCAGCGGUCAGCGAGCAUGAUGGCCGCGUUUUUUGUUGGUUCUGUCAACUUGACAUAAUUUCUCACGUUAUACAUAACUUUAAGGGGCACAAUAUUAGUUUAUCUAGAUGUGCCCCUCUCCUCUCCUUCAAAUAUACAAUGUAAUUCAAUUUAAGUGUUGUAAUUUCUAUUUUACGCGUUUAUUUCCUUUGUAAAUCUUUAUCUGUUACUAUAAUAUUUCUCUCAGUUAUAUUUACAUAACUAUGUAUCAGCUAGGAGGAAUAAAUAAAAUUUAAAAAAAAUAAAUCCCCAACUGUUGGCCCCAAUCCAUUGCAGCCAUACCACCACCUUCCACUGCAGAAUUGUGCGAGUGGGAGAAUCGGUUCAGUUUACCUGCACCGUCAAAAGCUGUGAACCAGAAAAAG